This is a messenger RNA of Numida meleagris (helmeted guineafowl), 3978 nucleotides long. RefSeq names its product WD repeat domain 47 (gene WDR47). The record is from RefSeq and is a predicted model, not a curated record. Lineage: Eukaryota; Metazoa; Chordata; Aves; Galliformes; Numididae. Gene Ontology annotation, molecular function: protein binding.
GCUGCCAUCAUGACGGCUGAAGAAACAGUGAAUGUUAAAGAAGCUGAAAUAAUUAAACUGAUACUAGAUUUUCUGAACUCAAGGAAGCUUCAUAUCAGUAUGCUGGCGCUUGAGAAAGAAAGUGGGGUCAUUAAUGGCCUGUUUUCAGAUGACAUGCUUUUCUUAAGGCAAUUGAUUCUUGACGGUCAGUGGGAUGAGGUUCUCCAGUUUAUUCAGCCUCUCGAAUGUAUGGAAAAAUUCGACAAGAAAAGAUUUCGUUACAUAAUUAUGAAGCAGAAGUUCUUGGAAGCCUUAUGUGUAAACAAUGCAAUGUCAGCAGAAGACGAGCCUCAGCAUCUGGAAUUCACAAUGCGAGAGGCUGUGCAGUGCCUACAUGCAUUGGAAGAAUAUUGUCCCUCUAAGGAAGACUACAGCAAACUCUGCUUGCUGCUCACGUUGCCUCGCUUGACCAACCAUGCGGAAUUCAAAGACUGGAAUCCCAGCACGGCCCGGGUGCACUGCUUUGAAGAAGCUUGUGUCAUGGUGGCAGAGUUUAUUCCUGCUGAUCGGAAACUGAGCGAGGCUGGUUUCAAAGCAAGUAACAAUCGUUUAUUUCAGCUUGUAAUGAAGGGAUUGCUUUAUGAAUGUUGUGUGGAAUUCUGUCAGAGUAAAGCAACAGGAGAAGAAAUCACGGAAAGCGAAGUAUUGCUGGGCAUUGAUCUCUUAUGUGGAAAUGGAUGUGAUGAUUUGGACCUUAGCUUAUUGUCGUGGCUGCAGAACCUGCCAGCUACUGUUUUUUCUUGUGCUUUUGAACAAAAGAUGCUUAAUAUUCAUGUUGAUAAACUCCUCAAGCCUACGAAAGCUGCAUAUGCUGAUCUUUUGACGCCUCUGAUCAGCAAACUUUCUCCGUAUCCAUCAUCCCCAAUGAGACGGCCUCAGUCAGCUGAUGCUUACAUGACCCGCUCCUUAAACCCUGCCUUAGAUGGGCUGUCCUGCGGGUUAACGAAUCAUGAAAAGCGCAUCACAGACCUUGGGACCAAAACUUCUCCGAUGUCGCACUCCUUUGCUAAUUUCCAUUACCCAGGGGUACAGAAUCUCAGCCGAAGUCUUAUGCUGGAGAAUACUGAGUGUCACAGUAUUUUUGAGGAGUCACCUGAGCGUGAUACUCCUGUGGAGCCACAGCAUCCCAUUGGCAGCGAGACUUUGUCCCAGAGUUUAGUUCCAGAAAAUGAACCAGUUAUUGGAGCGCAGAGUCAGGGAUCGGCCAAACAAGAGAGAAGUGAGCUUCGUGAUUCAACAGAGCAGUUUCAAGAAUAUUACAGACAAAGGCUACGUUACCAGCAGCACUUGGAACAAAAAGAGCAACAACGGCAAUUAUAUCAGCAGAUGUUGCUGGAAGGAGGUGUCAAUCAGGAAGAUGGAGCUGACCAGCAACAAAAUCUUACUGAGCAGUUUCUUAACAGGUCUAUCCAGAAGCUAGGAGAAUUAAAUAUAGGUAUGGACAGUCUUGGAAAUGAUGUACAAACACUUAGCCAGCAAUGCAAUGGGAGCAAAGGGAAUGUAUCUACCAAUCUAGCAGGUAACGUUACAUCAGAUGCUACUCAGAGGAUGCCAACUGAUGGCCAAAGCGUUAACACAAGCACUCCUCGAAAACGUGGAUCAGCUAAUCAGAUACCCUUUCCUGAAGAGUCACCUGUGCAGGGGAAUCAAAUUGUAUCGGAACAUGCUGUCACUCAGCCACAGUUGGAAGACUCUUCGGGGAAUCUAAAUAGGACAAGAGGUGAUGAGGAUGACAAAUCAAAAAAGCAGUUCAUUUGCAUUAAUACUCUAGAAGACACACAAGCUGUCAGAGCUGUUGCCUUUCAUCCCAGCGGGAGUUUAUAUGCUGUUGGCUCCAACUCUAAAACCUUGAGAGUGUGUGCCUACCCAGAGGUAAUUGACCCAAGUGCUUAUAAUACUCCAAAACAGCCAGUAGUUCGCUUCAAAAGGAAUAAGCAUCAUAAGGGAUCAAUCUACUGUGUGGCCUGGAGUCCCUGUGGACAGUUGCUGGCUACUGGUUCUAAUGAUAAAUAUGUGAAAGUACUGCCUUUCAAUGCUGAAACAUGCAAUGCAACAGGACCAGAUUUGGAAUUCAGUAUGCAUGAUGGGACAAUCAGAGAUCUUGCUUUUAUGGAAGGACCAGAAAGUGGUGGUGCUAUCUUAAUAAGUGCUGGAGCAGGGGACUGUAACAUAUACACAACAGACUGUCAGAGAGGGCAAGGUCUGCAUGCUCUAAGUGGCCACACAGGUCAUAUUUUAGCACUUUACACAUGGAGUGGUUGGAUGAUUGCAUCGGGAUCCCAAGACAAGACUGUAAGAUUCUGGGAUCUGAGAGUGCCAAGUUGCGUUCGUGUUGUGGGAACAACAUUUCAUGGAACAGGAAGUGCUGUAGCCUCAGUAGCUGUUGAUCCUAGCGGUCGUCUCCUGGCUACGGGACAAGAGGACUCCAGCUGCAUGUUGUAUGAUAUUCGAGGAGGGCGAAUGGUCCAGAGCUAUCAUCCUCAUGCCAGUGAUGUUCGUUCUGUGCGCUUCUCUCCAGGGGCUCACUACUUGCUCACAGGAUCUUAUGAUAUGAAAAUAAAGGUGACAGACUUGCAAGGAGACCUCACAAAGCAGCUUCCUCUUAUGGUGGUAGGAGAGCACAAGGACAAAGUUAUUCAAUGCAGAUGGCAUACACAAGAUCUUUCCUUCUUGUCAUCGUCAGCAGACAGAACUGUAACCCUUUGGACCUACAAUGGCUAGAGUGCAACUAAAGGCAACCUAUGCAGCUGAAGCACAGAGACCUGAGACUACAGAACUGUAGAAACUGAGUAAUAAUAAUUAGGCAUUCAGAGAGCAGCAGUUGAGUAGGAGAGUGUCUUGAAGAGAGACACGUCACAGAUUUUUCUGGUUUCACGGAGGUCUUGGUGUUUUUAGUAUAUUCUUUUGCAGUGCUUUCAGUCUUCCAUGUGAACUCAUGCUGCUGUGACCUAUUGUAGUCUUGUUGCCAAAGUUUGAGAAGAACUCUUUUGUUGUCAGUGUGCACUCUAAGUAACAUGAAUGACGUGUUUACAGUUUGGUAUUAAUUGCAUUCCUUGGUUUUUGCCUCAAUGAGAAUUUUAUAGAAAAACUUAAGUUGAACAACGCUUCAAGUCAGUAUCGAAGUAGUCCCAUGUACACAUAAGAUAUUCCACUGUUUUUUCAGAUUUAUUAUAUUCAUCACUUCUUAACAAGAGGUCAGGCUUUUUAACAUCUCCAGUUUCAACUUUUUUAGUCAUAAACUCUGAACUGUAAAAUUCUGACUAGACAGUAACCACAUCUUGAUUAUAGUCUUUUCAUCUAAAUGGGGAAAUGUUGCUGUUGUUACUACAUGACAUUGUUUUCAACAAGCUGACAUGUUGGAGGGGGGAAAAAAGUACAAUACUGUUGUUUUUUUUUUCUGUAGAAACAUAAAAUAUUUUGCUUUUUGAAUGCAACAGAAUACCUCUGUGUAUAAUGUACUGUAGAAGAGAGUGGACUGGCAGCAGUUGUCACAGUGAGCUUAAUGGCUAUCGGUUUUCAAAGUAAAAGGGAUACCAUUAACACUAUAAUAGAAACCAGCAUGGCUUAAAAUGCUAUGUCUGCAUGAUAAUUUAAGAAUUAAGUAAUUUAAAUUCCCAGUUCAGAAGCUUAUCUGAAUCUUAUUUCUUGCACUGUUUAUGUAUGGGAAAUUAGUUUUAUUUCUACAGAACUUAGAUUUGAAUGUUUAUGUAUUGUUAUAUUUUUUCAUAUUGUACAGUUCCUUUACUUUUUAAAUUUAAACCUUAAACAGUAGGUUAUUUAUUUGAACUGCGGUUAAGUUUUGGAUUCUCUUGAUUACUAAAUUAUACGUGCACUGUAGCAAAGCUUUUUUAACUAUCGUAUAAAAGUGGAAAGGUAAAUAUAGAAGUGUAUCUGUGCUAUAAUCUCAAUAAAGACCUCCAACACCUGCAGCUUACCUUA